Molecule: messenger RNA, 150 nt
Organism: Aspergillus clavatus NRRL 1
Lineage: Eukaryota; Fungi; Ascomycota; Eurotiomycetes; Eurotiales; Aspergillaceae
Exons: 4
Coding region: 1-150 (49 amino acids)
Source: RefSeq, a predicted model, not a curated record
AUGUUCGCUCCCGGUCAAGAACAGCUUUCCAAGGAGGAGCUCAGGGCUUCUGAGGCUCAGGCUAGCCAGACCGUCCGCGCCGCCAUCACCGGCGGUAUCCUCCUCUACCUCUCCCCCUUCGCCGUCGACUUCGUCAAGAAGUUUCUCUAG